This is a messenger RNA of Drosophila hydei, 1327 nucleotides long. It is a transcript of the gene Ctu2, whose product is annotated as cytoplasmic tRNA 2-thiolation protein 2. The record is from RefSeq and is a predicted model, not a curated record. Lineage: Eukaryota; Metazoa; Arthropoda; Insecta; Diptera; Drosophilidae. The transcript has a single exon. Gene Ontology annotation, biological process: tRNA wobble position uridine thiolation. The coding region runs from base 97 to 1305 and encodes 402 amino acids. Gene Ontology annotation, molecular function: tRNA binding; sulfurtransferase activity. Gene Ontology annotation, cellular component: cytosol.
UCUAUCGUUUAAUAUAUUAUCACUAAUACGUGCACGCGCCCUAAUUUUUAUGUGUAAUUUAACUUAUAUUUCGAUAUAUGUUGAAAUUGACCUGCAAUGUGCAGCAUUGGCGAAGAUGAUUUUGGUGAUGAAGGUGCCACGCACACAAUGUUAUCUGGUUCCUCAGCAACUGGCUCUGUUUUAAAUGCUGGCAGCUGCAACAAGUGCGGCCUUAACUCUCAAAAGCUGUACAAACUAAACUUUCGGAUGGCUGAAUGUUGUGAAUGUUUUCUUAAGUAUGUUAGGCAUAAAUUUCGUGCUUCAUUAGGCGCGGCUAAAGUGCUGCCACGCAAUUCUGAAGUUCUGCUGGUGAUUGAUGGAAGCUCAGAGUCAUUGGUGCUACUGGACAUGCUUCACUCUGCACAGACCCUGAAUACGUUUAAGCGGUUGCAUUGCAACGUCCGCGUGCUAUAUAUUGAUGCUCGUUGCCCGGCCAUUAAGGAAGAAAACGUUCCUCUAAAGGAGCUUAAUGAGCUGCAACGGCGUUACAGUCCGUUUGAGUUUUAUAUUAUUCAGCUAGACAGGGAGCCGCAAAGCGUACAGCUGCUUAAAGAUUAUACUGUGCGUCCGUUGGACUCGAUUACGAAUGAAUUUAACAGUUCGACUUCACGUCAGGAUUAUGCGCAGCAGAAACGUAAAUUUCUUAUUGGCGGUGUUGCUGUACAGCUGGGAUGUUCAUACGUAUUUGAGCCUAGCAUAAGUCCCAGCUUGGCUACUCAACUUUUGACUUCUGUAGCUCUGGGACGCGGAUCAAGCCUUGCGUUGGAUGUCGCCUUGUUGGAUGAUCGCCUGCAGGGAGAUGUAAAGCUGUUGCGUCCCUUAAAGGAUCUGACCGAACAGGAAGUGCAAUUCUACGUCCAUUCACAGGAUCUUAAAGAUUUUCGUUUGAAUGAUACUAGUCAUUUGACUGGUGAUAGCUUGCAAAGUUUGACCAGGGAUUUCGUUAACAACCUUCAAUUAAAUUAUGCAUCUACGGUGUCAACCGUUUUUCGAACCGGGGAUAAAAUUGCUGCUAAGCAUAACUCCCAAGGAAUUCCGGCUUCAUACUGUGUGUUCUGUCAAUCACUACUCGAUACUGAUAUCUCUGACACCUUGCUCGCAAUCGAAUAUUCGCGGGCUGUCUCCGAAAUUGGCGUGGCACUACAGCUGGAGCAUAGUAGUGACGUACUGGAGAAACGCGUCGUAGAGCGUUUGAACGAAAGAGAUGAUAUGUGUCAUGCCUGUCGCAAUAUACAAGCAGACCUGAACAGUGGUACCUUAAUUUAAUUAAAUCGAAAUACAUGUUUAA